Pelagomonas calceolata is the source of this 1623-nucleotide messenger RNA. The record is from the annotation of a GenBank genome assembly. Lineage: Eukaryota; Pelagophyceae; Pelagomonadales; Pelagomonadaceae.
AUGGGCAGCCUCCACGUGUUCCUCGUCCGAAGGGCUGCCCCGAGACGCUUCCGGGCGGUCGUGAGCGACGCUUGAAACCGCGGGUGCGCGAGCUAUGGCACCCGUAAAGCACUCGGUGAGGCAGCUAGCGGCCCGUAAGACUCUAGCCAAGCGGUUGUGUGCUCGGGGGCGCUGGGCUUCGGUCUGUGACACCCCUGGAGACCGCAAGGUUCCCCGAAGAGCACCGCGGGACGCCGUCGACGCGUCGUCCGCCGGGGCAGCCCCAAAAAGCACUUCGCGAGGCGCCAUCGACGCUAGUUUGCCCAGGGCAGCCGAGACGCCGCACGAUGGACAUCGGCCAUCAAUUAGAUAGGAUGAAGGAGUCCUUCCUCUGGGCGGCCGCGAAAGGAGGAAGGGAGGAGGAGGUCGAGUCGUUACUGUCGAUCGGCGCCGACGUGAACUGGCGGAACGGCGACGAGGGCGAGACGCCUUUAAUAGCUGCGUGUCGCUCUGGCCACCGGGGCGUCGCGGCGCUGCUUCUAGCCCAUGGCGGCGACGCCAUGGGCACGUCUCGGAAUGGAGAAUCGGCGUUGCAUGCCGCCUGUCGGCGCGGCGACGAGGAGCUCUGUGCGUUGUUGGUGGACGCUGGUGCUCAUGACGAAGGAGCCUUCGAAGCAGGUAUUUCCGCGGGCCACGGCCAGAUGGUCCAGCGGCUGCGCGGCUUGGGGCGGCGCCACGCGGCGGCGGCCCAGGCUUCCUCCCGCAGACCGCCGCCGUCCAUCCGUAGUGCGGCGUUACCAGCAGUGGAGGUGCCUAGACGCUCACCUAGAAGGCGGGACCCGGCCCAGGAGCUGCUCGAGGAGGUGCGGAGCGGCUACCGCGAGCGGGCCGCCGACGCCGCCGAACGUAGGAUGCGGGACGACGAGCCGCCGGCCUGCCCGACGCCGCAGGCUGUGGAUAUUGUUGCUGCGAGACUCGACGAGGCAGCUAAAGGGCGUAGACAGGAGCAGCAGAAGCGGGAGAGAGCUCAAAGGGAGGCGGACGCGGCGCGCGCCCAGUCGAACCAACUUUUAGCUGAGUUGAUGCAGGCCCAGACCGUGGCGUCCAAACUCAGAGAGAAGGAAACUUCACUGAAAAGAGACCUGCGGCGGUUGCGCGGGCGAGGGUUAUCUGGUAUGGAGGUUGAGGAACUCGCUUCUCUAGAAAGAGACUUGCGGGCGGCUUUACGUAGAGUCACGUUGGCCAAAGAGAAGAGGUUGAAAGCCUCAGUACACGUCCCGGACGGCUACGUCUGCCCGAUCACGCGGGAAUUGAUGCGCGACCCCGUGUUUUGUGGCGACGGCCACACGUACGAACGGGACGCCAUAUCGGUCUGGUUGAUGACGAAGGACACGUCGCCGAAGACCGGGUGUGUUUUGGAAACGAAGGCGCUGAUCCCGAACUUCGCGCUGCGGAGCGCGAUCGACGAUUUGCGCAAUCGACGGCGCCUCGCGGACGAGGUGGCGGAGGACGACGACGCGAAGACCCUUCCGGCGAGUCCUGGGUAAGGCCUAGACUGAAAAUCGAUUUGCUAGUGUGUCUUACAUGACGCUAGCUCCCUUUGGUGGCCUCGACAAAUUUGUUCGCUGCCAGCCACAUCUCUGC